This is a messenger RNA of Prorocentrum cordatum, 5583 nucleotides long. Lineage: Eukaryota; Dinophyceae; Prorocentrales; Prorocentraceae. The record is from the annotation of a GenBank genome assembly.
AUGCGCGCCGCGCUCCGAGUCCUGGCGGUGCUGCGUGUCGCCAUCGGGCCCGUCGCUGUCGCCACUGAGGUGUGCGAGUCCUGCGGCGAUGGCGGAGCCUCGGGCAGCCACGAUAUGGAGGGCGCACUGCUUCAACGGGCGCCUGUGCGGGCGGCCUCGUUCUUCAUGUUUCAGUUGGCCGACCCGCAGUUUGGACUGCAGCACUAUGGGACGCUGAACUGGACAGACGAGCAACAAAUGCUGAACCGCUCAGUCUUGGAGAUCAACAGGCUCCGGCCAAGCUUCGUCGUCCUUGUUGGGGACAUGCAGAAUUGGUACGAGACGAACGUGGGAGGCCAGAAUGGCCCGUUGGCCAACGUGACGGAUGCCGGAGCACAGCAGGUGGCGGCAGUGAAGCAGUCGCUGUCGUUGUUGGAUCCCUCGGUCCCUCUGAAGGCAACGCUGCCCGGGAACCACGACAUCGGCGAUGCGCCCACCGCAUCAUCUCUCGCGGCGUAUGAGCGGAAUUGGGGCGAGCCCUUCGGCUCCUUCGCAGUGGGCGGGAUCCGCUUCCUGCACAUCAACUCGCAGCUCUACUUCAACGCAUCGAAGCCCGGCAUGCAGGGCGCGGCGGAGGCACAGACUCGGUGGCUGGAGUCCGAGCUCCGCGCUGCGGAGGCAGGGCCCACCGCAGGCGUCGUCAUCCUGUCGCACAUCCCUCCGUUCAUCGGCCGCGCCGACGAGCUCCACGGGUGGGCCAACUGGCCGACUGCGACACGCCGUGCGGUCUUGGGGGCCACACAGAGCAUGCCGGUGCCCCCGCGGCUGAUCGUCUGCGGCCACUUCCACGGGAACGUGGAGCAGGUCCACUCGGCAGCGUUUGGGGCCGUCGUGGAGGUGGUGACGACGUCGUCGGUCGGGUGCCCGAUGUUGUGGAACGGCAGCACGGUCGGAGCCUACAGCCAGGAACAGGCUUCUGUCAUCGCGACCCAGCGUACAGGCUCUGCCGCCUACGAGAAUUACAUCGAGCGUACCAACGCCAUGGGCGCACCCAGCUUCGCAGUCGCUGCUGAACGCGUUCAGGCGCGGCCUGAUCGUUCGGGCGUGAGGGUGUUUGAGUUCCAUCCCUUCAUGGGCUAUCGCCACCGCUGGUUCACGCUCGAAGAGCUCUCUGCCAUCCGACUUCUCAACGCAUCGACGCUUGGAAACGCUCCGUUCACACCGUUCCACAGCCGUGUCACGACUGUGAAGCAGGUGCAGCAUCUGCGAGCGAGGAUGCGGCGCUUCAGGACGCCGGCGCUCGAGGCGCCCCGGGCGCCGCCCAGCCCGCCGCCGGGCGCUCCGCGGCCCGUGCGCCGGGCGACCACCGUCGGCGGCGGCCCCUACGACAACAGGAGGCGGGCGGCGUGCGCCGUGGUCGAGUCGGCGCGCAGGGAGUGCAUGGAGCAGGCGGCGGCGGUGGCCAUCCAGAGGCACUGGCGCGGCGUCUCCGCGCGCCUCCGGAUGGAGCAAUUCUUCCGGCGCCUGCACGACAGCGCCGCGCUCUGCCUGCAGAGGAACGUGCGCGGGCACAGGAGCCACGGCCUCGGCCUCGAUAGGGAUCGGGGAGCCGACGCCGCUGCCGCGGCGGGAGCCGGCGGCGGGCGGCCGGAGGGGGUCGGAUGUGCCUCAUGGCCUGCCGAGAUGCCGCCGUUGCCGACCGCUGCGCCGCGGGCGUCGAUUGGGGGCAUCGCACUUGCUGCCUGGGCCCGCUCGCGCCCAGGCGGCCUGGCGCUCUCGGGCUCGCGGUCCUCGAGGUCCACCAGCUUGCCUGAGAAGAAGGUGCAAGGGUGGUGGGGGGCAGUGAUCACAUUGAAACCACCUGGCCAGACGAAUGCGGAGUACUACAUUAUCAAAGCUCAACAGUUCAUGGCACUGCAAGCGCUUCCAGAUAUGACGACCGACACUGUCAGACGGGCCAUGCAGGACCAGUCAGGGGCCACCAUCGUCGAGAGCAACGCCGCUGCAAACAAAACCCGAUGUGUUGCGAAGGAUAGGCACCCGACGAACCACGCAGCAGAGAGGGCCAUGAUGGCGGACAGAGGGCGAAACUGGUCAACGCUCGAAGUAGAUUGUGAGAUCCACAUGGCCGCGACAAUCCACAAGAAUACAUCAGUGCCCGUAUCGGGGGCGCUGAAGGGCAUGCUUCACAUGGCGCUGCUGCAACAAAUGAGUGGAGAGUUCGCCACGUUCAGGCGCUGCGUGCACCAGGUCGCCCGACAGCGAGCCAGGAUCUGUCGCGGCGACGCUGGGCAAGAAGCAGAAUUCUACAGGAAGCUGUGUUUGCGGUUCUUUGUUCCAGGAGGGGCCAAGAAGGCGAUGCGGCGAGUGCUUCUCCAUUUGCUCCCACAUGGCGAUUGGCGCUUGCGUGACCGAGUUCAUUUUUGGCUUCCAGUCGGCUACGAGGUUGACGAGGGCAGGUUCCUCGACGAUGCGUGCCACUCGUUGUCCAGGGCUCUUGCUUACAGACCAUUCAGAACUUGGCAGAAAGAUUGGAAUGGGGCCGAAGAUGCGGUCUGCGAUCCUGGGCUGGUCGAAAGUUGCCAUGGCCUUGUGUUACCUGCCGCGCAGCUGUUCUGCACGAAAUACCACGGAAAGAAAAAGGGGACAGUCUGGGCAAUGCCCCCUCCGCCGCCGCCAGGUCCUCCAGCGGUGCCGAUCGCAGACGGCGCGGCCGAGGAGGCGGACGACGAGCCCAUGGAUGAGGACGAAGCUGGACAUAUGGUCGACGCAGGCUUGUACGACCACGGCCGCCAAGUGAAGCAUUGCAAGCAAGUCCUGGAGUGGAGUGCGUCUAAACAGCCUGGUGGCCCUUUCUGUCAGAUUUUGAUGUGGAGGCUCGCGGGCGGUGUCAUGCAGCGGUUGAUGCGGCGUCAGAUCUACAUGGAUUCGCACGCAUACAACAGGGAGCAGGCGUUCAAGGCAGCGAACGCCAGAAACAAUGGAGACCCUACAUCGGGGCGCGAUUUCCCCAUGGUCUUGGCAGCAAGAGGCGUGGUCGAGGACCUUGCGAUGGUACAGGUCAGAGCUCUGUUGUUUGACCCUAGCUUGUGGCAUCUGAUGUUGGACAACGACUUGACCAACAGGGCUAGGGCAACAGCUUGCGUCAUGCUUAUUUCAGUCGGAGCUGGCGUCGAGAAGUUUUUCGUUAAGCGACAUUCGGAGUUCCCAUUCAAAGCGCUCAAGGUGAUUGACGACCCUGGAGCUGGCGCUGAGCUUGACGCUGAAAAGCCGUGUCGCCUGUGCCCGUGGAGCCGCAAGUUUAAGGAAGGGACAUCAUUCAGCUCUGAACCCGCUAGGGCUCGAUUGCUGCUUCUAUUGGCGCACUUGCUGACUACGGUGAACAUCAGGGUGGAGCUUAAGAAUGCGUUGCUCCGGAAACACAUCGUUAAACGAGUGAACACGCGCGCCAUCAGCCUGCCAGACUCAGGCACGCAGUGGGCGAGGGACUUUUUCAAGACAUUGGUCACCCCGCAAGUGGGCGUCGUCGAAGGGCUUCGCGGUGGCGAGCAGGAAGAGGAGCCCGCUGUGCCGAGCAGAGGCUCGUCGGGUGGUGCGUGGCGAGCUUGGGUCAGGGAGUGCGGCGUGCAGGAUUUCAGGGAAGCUGCUCGUCGUUUCAGAGCUUCACCCGCAGCUGAGGUGCAGCGCCUACGAGGAGUCAGCGCAGAGGCCACUCAGAGGGCAAGGGCAGGCUUCGAACGUGGCACGGCGCCCGGCCCGACGCGCCGCACAGUCAUGAACGCGAACGCUCGUCGCCUUGCUGAUGCUAGGCUGGCUCGGCUGGAGACCGUGGAGGGCGACUGCGACAUCGAGCAGAUCUUGGAGAUGGCCAGCUCGUUGGCCGAGAGCCCGAACGACGUGGCCAAGCGAGUCAAAUCUUUCGUGCGCGCUUCGAACCAGAGGAGGAAAUCGGCGGCCGAGGCGGAGCGAGUGGUCGCUGAGCGGUACGCCACUGACAACACGGCGGCCGCAGUGAGGAAGUUUUUAGCUUGCGUUCCAGGUGCCGCGCCACUGGGGUCAUCUCUCGUUCUUGACCCUGGUACUAUCGGUAAGGGCACUGUGUUCGAUUUGGCGGCAGAUGGUUCGAGGGACCAGAUGACAUCUGUAUUGCAAUGGCUCGAUCAGCAACCUCACAAAUCUCAGAAUGUGUCUUCAUGCGCUGCAUCGCUCUGGCAGGGCAUGCACGGCCUCUUACCAAGUGCGCCUGCCGAUCUGGCGGUGCGCGCACCACGAGACGACGAGCUCGAGCAGCCAAGCAAGUGCUGGCUAGCGGGCUUUUGCAUUUGUGAUGACAGAGGGAAGAAGAUCCAUGCGCUUCGAAAUAGAGUGCUUCUUGCGAUGAAGAAAGUAUUUCCAAGGGCUGCAACCGUGAAUCGAGCAAAGUUAGUUGGUCGUUCGAUCGUGAUGAAGUUCUCAUUCGCAAUGCCCGUGCCCGACGACGCAGCAGUCCCUGACGAUAUCGACCUCCGUGCGUUCUACGGCCUCGCACCUCGGUAUCUUCAAGUUUCUGACAUGAGCUUGUCCCCCUACCAGCCGCGGUUCCACGAGUUCUGGGACAUCCGAGGCGAGGAGGACGAGCACUACGCCAACGCAGGCGAGGGCGAGAUCCCGUUGAAGGCCUUAUCAACCUUCGACCGCGUCUAUGGCUCCGUGCCCCCCUCCCCCCUGCUCCGCGACUUUGUCGGCCGCUCCGAGGGCUUCUAUGCCUUCGACCUUGCAACUGGUAUCGUCGCAGGCAUGUGUGAGUUCUUGAACCCUUUCAAUUUGGCUGAAACCAUCUCGGUCGAAUUCUUCGAAGAGCUUUUCCACGACAGUCCGACAGCUUCGACGCGUGGCCAGUUCCGAAACGGAAGCGGCGCGGCAGAGCGGCUGGUGCUGCCCGAGGCCGCGGGGGCCACGCGGCCGGCCCAGACUGUCACGGACGAGGGCGCGCUCACGGUCGUGGAGCUGAUCUUGGCGGCGGCGGUCGCGCAGGACGAUGCGUCGAGCGCCUACAGCGACUUGAGCUUGCACACCCCCGUCGACACGGAAGACAGCGACUACGAGGACAGCGGCGUGGCCACGGACGACGGCGGUGCAGAUCCGCCGCCAGGCGAGCCGCCUGGCCCGUCAGCUGCUGGCCCAGCUGAGCCAGGAGUUCCACCUCCACCUGUCCUGCCCCCACCACACAUCGUUCCAGUUGAAGGCGGCAAUUUAACAGUGCAUCUUCCUGGCAACCACAAGCUCAGCUAUUACAAGAAUGGUGAUCACUUUGAAAUGACUUGCGGCAACAUGGCCGAUCAUGGACCUUGCCGAUUGACCAGGAAAGCAUACGGCGCAACGGGGCGUCGCGCAGCCGCUUAUCAGGAGCAGGGUCGGCCACUUGGAUUACUUUUGGCGCGGGCGUUCUUCGGGUGCGGCUGCGGUUCCCAGUUUGAGCACUUGAAGUUUCAACCCACGCUUGAGCAGCGCCAGAGGUGCCGCCAGCAGUUUCUCGAGCGGUGGGGCGACACUGCCGCGGCCAUGUUCAGCCGCGAGCGCGAGCAGCGCGCUGAUGAGCCUGCAGAGCCGAUCAGGGCUCCAUGA